AUGUAUCGGUUAAAUGACUCGGAUACCUCUCUGCCGACUAUACCGGUUCACCCGAUCGGGUAUGGUGAUGCACAACAUCUUUUAAGUGAACUCGGAGGUGAUGAGGUCCAGGAUACCUGGAAGGGAGGUCUUAACAUCACCUACAGAUACGGACCAGGAUUUACUAAUCCAAACAGAAAAGUGAAGAUGAGUAUACAUACCUCAAGAGAGAUUCGAACCAUCUAUAACGUAAUCGGUGUCAUCAACGGAGCAGUGGAACCAGAUCGGUAUGUGUUGCUAGGCAACCAUCGUGAUGCCUGGGUUUAUGGUGCUGUAGAUCCAUCUAGUGGAACAGCAGUUCUUAUGGAGAGUGCAAGAGUAUACUCACAGAUGAUCAAGAAAGGAUGGCGGCCACGUAGAUCUGUAAUGUUUUGUAGUUGGGGAGCUGAGGAGUAUGGUUUGUUAGGAUCCACCGAGUUUGUAGAGGAAUAUCAAAAGAUACUUGGUGAGAGAGCUGUGGCCUAUAUCAAUAUAGAUAGUGCUGUGGUCGGGAAUUAUUCAUUCGUUGCCAAGGCAACGCCUCUUUUGCAGCAGGCUAUAAUGGAUGCUACCAAAAAGGCAAGUUUGGACAGUAAUCUAGUCUAA
Strongylocentrotus purpuratus (purple sea urchin) is the source of this 624-nucleotide messenger RNA. Its product is annotated as N-acetylated-alpha-linked acidic dipeptidase 2-like. Bases 1 to 624 code for a protein of 207 amino acids. The transcript is spliced from 6 exons. Gene Ontology annotation, molecular function: carboxypeptidase activity. NCBI's taxonomy places the organism in Eukaryota, Metazoa, Echinodermata, Echinoidea, Camarodonta, Strongylocentrotidae. The record is from RefSeq and is a predicted model, not a curated record.